Molecule: messenger RNA, 2301 nt
Organism: Daucus carota subsp. sativus
Lineage: Eukaryota; Viridiplantae; Streptophyta; Magnoliopsida; Apiales; Apiaceae
Product: IQ domain-containing protein IQM2
Exons: 9
Coding region: 162-2087 (641 amino acids)
Source: RefSeq, a predicted model, not a curated record
AAUACAACCAAGAGUACGGUACCUCAACAUAUCCUCUCCAUUUCUCUCAUACUCUUUCACCUUCAAAACACACACACAUUUAUACUUACAUAUACUCUUCAGAAAUCAGAACAUCUCUCCGUUUCUCACACUCUAAGGCUGGAAAUUUGCUGUGAAGUCAUAUGGGAAUACGAUUUUCGUGUCCGCUUGCAUGUUAUACUGAUCUAGAGAACGGCAUUGAAUCUGUUAUAGUCAAGUCUAUUGAUUUUGGAGAUGAUGAAACAAGGACUCCAGUCAGGUCAAUUAGCUUCAAGGAUCAAGAUAAUGAGCCUACCAUUAUGCAAUCGGUGGGUUCUGUAAGGAUGCGAGAAGGAUCUGUUAGCUUUAAAAGCGGAGAUAGCGAUAUAAUGAAUUCUUUUAAGGCUUCUGUUCCUGAGAAGAGCUUGUCUGGCGAGAUCAGUAAGCUAUCCGAAAGAUCUGAUAGCUUUACGGAGAAAAUGACAAGGUCAUCCAUUUUGAACUCGAGCAAUCCCAAACAUCAGGCAGCGAUAAAGCUGCAGAAAGUGUACAAAAGCUUUCGGACUAGACGAAAGCUGGCUGAUUGUGCAGUUUUAAUUGAGCAGAGCUGGUGGAAGUUACUAGAUUUUGCGGAACUGAAACAUAGUUCAGUUUCCUUCUUUGAUAUAGAAAAGCACGAGACUGCCAUUUCCCGGUGGUCGAGGGCAAGAACUAGAGCCGCGAAGGUUGGAAAAGGCUUGUCGCAGAAUAACAAAGCACGCAAACUUGCUUUACAGCACUGGCUUGAGGCUAUUGAUCCACGACAUCGUUAUGGACACAAUCUUCACUUUUACUACGUUAAAUGGCUGCAUUCUCAAAGCAUUGAACCCUUCUUCUACUGGCUUGAUAUUGGAGAAGGGAAGGAAGUUAAUCUUGUUGAAAAAUGCCCUCGAUCAAAACUUCAGCAGCAAUGCAUAAAAUAUCUUGGUCCGAUGGAACGACUUCCUUAUGAAGUUGUAAUAGAGGGUGGAAAGUUUUUAUUUAAGCAAACAGGGGAGUUCCUUGAUACCACCAAAGGAACAAAAGAUUCUAAAUGGAUCUUCGUCCUCAGCACAUCAAGGACCUUAUAUGUUGGGAUAAAGAAAAAAGGGACAUUUCAGCAUUCGAGCUUUCUUGCUGGAGGUGCCACAUUGGCAGCUGGAAGAAUAAUGGUCGAAGAUGGUACUCUUAAGGCUGUCUGGCCUCACAGUGGUCAUUACCGGCCAACACCUGAAAACUUCCAAGAUUUCGUUUCGUUUCUAAAGGAGAAUGUUGUGGAUAUUUCGGAUGUUCAGAUGGAUCCAAUAGAUGAAGAAGAUUCCUCUGGCAUAACAAGUAUUAGUCACAUAAGAAGCAACUCAUCCGAUGAAGACAUAAAUAUUGGGAAGGAUCUUUUGGUUACAGAAGAGAUUGAUGCAGAAGAGUCUCUCUUAAGAAAAACCAACUCAAUGGUGAAAGAAGCUUCUCCAACUCUGAAACUUCCCACACUAAAUCUGUCUGGUAGCCUCUCUGUAAAAUUGCCUGGUACUGAAAUAACGAACGGGGAUGAUUUGAGUGUGAUAGCAAAGAGUGGCCAGCAUGCAGUUAAAUUAAGCUCUGAUGACUCUCCUUCAGAAUUACCAAUGCAAUUGGAUGGUUAUGAGACAGCGGAAGAAUCAUUUGAUGAUCAGCAAAUUAUGAAGAUCGCAAAUGAAAACAUAUUCACUGAGAAAGAAAGUAUACCGAUUGAAGAGGCUGUUACAAAGGAAUGUAUACUAGAAAGAAUAAAUUCUCGUAAACGAAUGAAAUCAUUUCAACUGGGAAAGCAGCUCUCUUGCAAAUGGAGUACUGGAGCUGGACCUCGAAUUGGCUGCGUAAGAGACUAUCCCUCGGGGCUCCAGUCUCACGCUUUGGAGCAGGUGAACUUGUCUCCAAGAAGCGCUCCCUGCUCUAGAUCAAAUAGCAGUUCAUUUCAGGAGUUUGCAUCAAGCAGCUUCAGCGGGCUAAUUCAGGGCACUACCACCCCCAGAAGCUCCCGUCUUUGUAAAGAACACUCAAGAAAUUCAGACUCUGAACCUUGUGAAGUUUUAUGACUGGUAAACUGUUCAUCAAUUGAUUAUAUUAUGUUAAUAGAAAAAUUAAUGUAGAAAUUAGUUAUCAUUCAUUAUACAUAGGAAAUUCUUUGAUUAUUUUUGUCAAUCUCAAUCAUGUACACAUUUUUUGAUACUUCCCUCUAGUACAAAUCGGAUGUAAUUUGUAUUCCUUUGUACCAACUGAUUCAAAUGAAAGAAAUUAAAUUUUAACAGA